GAGAAACACAUAGUACAGGUGAAAGGGUGGCUGUGAGAGGGAGUUCCAACCGGCUGAGUUCUUAAAGCCAUGAAGACACAAGAAAAAUAACAAGGAGUGGCCGACAGGAGUCUUUUGGACUUGCCUGGAGCUCCACCCUCGGCCAGAGGAAAAGUCCCUCGGGACCGAGGCGGGAGCAUCAGACAAGCGCGAGAAAAGCGCCUGUGCGCGCUCCACCUCUACGCAGCGGGUGCGGGGCGGCGACCUGUCCUUUGGGCUGGUCAUGGCGUCCGUAGGACCUGUGCGUUCCGGGAGCCCAGCCCUUGGCCUUCCGCACCUACUGACCCUAGCGAUCCUUACACUUGCCUCUGAAGCGUGUCAAGAAGUGAUCCUUCGGGUUCCCUCUGAACUACCUGCUGAGAAAUUUGUUGGCCGAGUGAACCUGAAGGCCUGCCUGAAAUCGGCAAAUCUCAUUCAUCUGAGUGAUCCUGAUUUUCAAGUCUUUGAAGACGGUUCUGUGUACACAACCAAUUCUGUUGUUUUGUCUUCGGGCCAAAGAAGCUUUACGAUAUGGCUUUUCAACACGGACAGCCAAGAAGAAAGAGAGCUGUCUGUCCACUUAGAGGGCCCAGUAGAGGCACUAAAUAAAAGACUGCAUGCAGAGAAAGUUCUCAGUCGUUCCAAGAGAAGAUGGGCUCCUAUCCCCUGUUCCAUGAUGGAGAAUUCCUUGGGUCCCUUUCCACUUUUCCUUCAACAGAUCCAAUCUGAUACAGCUCAAAACUACACCAUAUACUAUUCCAUCAGAGGCCCAGGAGUUGAUAGAGAACCUCUAAACUUAUUUUAUGUGGAAAGAGAUACGGGAAACCUGUAUUGCACUGGUCCCGUGGAUCGUGAGCAGUAUGAGUCCUUUGAGCUGACGGCGUUUGCAACAACUCCAGAUGGGUAUACGCCUGAGUACCCGCUGACCCUCAUCAUUAAGAUCGAGGAUGAGAAUGACAACCACCCGAUUUUUACAAAGACAACAUACAGUUUCACAGUUCUGGAAAACAGUGCAGUUGGCUCUGUCGUGGGAGAGGUCCUUGCGACUGACAGCGACGAGCCUGAUACGAUGCACACUAGGCUGAAGUACUCCAUCCUGGAGCAGUCGCCAUCACCGCCCACUUUGUUUACCAUGCAUCCCACUACGGGUGUGAUCACGACCACAUCGUCUCAGCUGGACAGAGAGUUAAUUGACAAAUACCAGUUGAAAAUCAAAGUGCAGGACAUGGAUGGCCAGUAUUUUGGCUUGCAGGCAACAGCCACCUGCAUCAUCACUGUCGGAGAUGUGAAUGACAACCCUCCAACCUUCACUCGCACUGUGUAUGAGACAUCAGUGGAAGAAAAUACAAUUGAUGUGGAAAUCUUACGACUUCCUAUCCAGGAUAAAGAUUUAGUUAACUCUCCUAACUGGAGAGCUAAUUACAACAUCUUAAAGGGCAAUGAAAAUGGAAACUUCAAAAUUGAAACAGAUCCCAAAACCAAUGAAGGCAUUCUGUGUGUGGUUAAGCCUCUGAACUAUGAAGAACGAGAACAGGUGACCCUACAAAUUGGUGUCGUUAAUGAAGCCCCAUACACUAGAGAGGCUACUGCAAGGUCACCCAUGAGCACAGCUACAGUGACUGUCACCGUGAAAAAUGUGGAUGAGGGCCCUGAGUGUAUCCCUCCAGUCCAAACUGUGCGGAUUCGAGAAAAUGUGCCAGUUGGAACCAGAAAUAAUGGGUAUACAGCGUACGACCCUGAGACCAGAAGCAGCAGUGGCAUCAGGUACAGGAAGUUAAGUGACCCAAGAGGGUGGGUCAUGAUUAAUGAAGACUCAGGAUCGAUCUCCAUUUCCCGAACCUUGGAUAGAGAGGCUGAGACUGUCCGAAAUGGCAUCUAUAAUAUUACAGUUCUUGCAUUAGAUGCAGCUGGGAGAAGCUGUACUGGAACUCUGGGAAUUGUUCUUGAAGAUGUGAAUGACAAUGGCCCCUUCAUCCCCAAGCAGACGGUGGUAAUUUGUAAGGCCACCAUGUCCUCCGCUGAAAUUGUUGCAGUUGAUCCUGAUGAGCCAGUCAACGGCCCACCAUUUGAUUUUAGUUUGGAGAGUACCGAUUCAGAAGUACGGAGGAUGUGGAGAUUGACAAGGAUUAACGAUACAGCGGCUCGUCUGUCUUAUCAGAAUGACCCUUCAUUCGGAUCCUACGUAGUUCCUAUCCGAGUCACGGACAGACUCGGUCUGUCCUCAGUCACUUCACUGAAUGUCCUCAUUUGUGACUGCAUCACUGAAAGUGACUGCACAGCCCGCUCAGGAGAAAGGACCGGCUAUGCCGACGUGAGACUUGGACCAUGGGCUAUUCUUGCUAUACUGUUGGGCAUAGCCUUGCUGUUUUGUAUCCUGUUUACGUUAGUCUGUAGUGUCUCCCAGGCAACGAAGCAGCAGAAAGUUAUUCCUGAUGAUUUAGCGCAGCAGAACCUAAUUGUAUCCAACACCGAGGCUCCUGGAGAUGACAAAGUUUAUUCCACAAACGGCUUCACAACUCAAAUGGUCGGAGCUUCUGGGCAGGCAGCUUUGGGAAUGUCGGGAGCAGGAGCCAAAAGUGGAGGGCAAGAGACCAUUGAGAUGGUGAAAGGAGGACACCAGACCUUAGACUCCUGCCGCGUGGCCGGCCAUCACCACACCCUGGAUCCCUGUAGAGGAGGACACGUGGAGGUGGACAACUACAGAUACACUUACUCCGAGUGGCACAAUUUCACGCAGCCCCGACUUGGUGAAAAGGUGCAGUUGUGCCAUGAGGAUGACAAUCAGACGCUCGCUCAAGACUACGUCCUCACGUACAGCUAUGAAGGAACAGGCUCAACCGCUGGCUCUGUAGGUUGCUGCAGUGAGCAACCGGAAGAAGACAGACUUGAGUUUUUGGACCAUUUGGGGCCUAAAUUUAGGACAUUAGCAGAAGUAUGCACAAAGAGGUGAAGAACGCCUACCAGGGUAACCAAACUAAUGGAUUUAUUACUUUUUCCUACCUGCUUUUAAAUAUAAACUAGGCUUUUUCAAAAAAGAAGAUAUUGUAUUUGGGGCUCCCCCCACAGCCUGCCUUGGUGUGCAGAAUCUCCAGAGAUGCACAUUUUCAGAAAGACCUUGGACUUCAGUACAUUUGAACUUGAAAACCAUUCUGCAUGGGUUGUAAUUGAUCCUUCUUACCCAGGUGUCACCUACAGGUGGAACUUUAAGGAAAUUUGCAUUAUUGUUUACAUUGGGCAUAGUGACAUCAACCAACUUAUUGUACAGUAAAAUUUAAUGGAUCUGAGUCUAUUUAUGGACUACUUGACCUAUAUCCCAAUUGGAGACUGUAGAAACUGUUAUUUCCAGCUAAUGGGUUAAUUGAUUUUUCAUAUGGUGCUUGGAAACUGUUGUUUUCCCAAACAUUCUAAACUGUAUAUACUGUGUGUUACAUUGUUGUAUUCUCGUAGCAUGGCUUGACUUCUUAGUAUAAAAGUAGACUGCCAGGGAGUUAUUGAGUGUGUUUAUCGUUCCAUUCCAGUGGGGUUUGCUUUUAGGUUCUAUUCUGGGUGAAAUCCUACACUGCAUCUACAUCUCCUUUGUAUUGACUUUGUUAGUUAAAUUUAGAUUUCAAAAUUUCUUUAAAAUAUAUUUUUAUUACUCUUACAA
Messenger RNA from Microtus oregoni (creeping vole), 3664 nucleotides. Its product is annotated as desmocollin-2-like. Gene Ontology annotation, biological process: homophilic cell-cell adhesion. NCBI's taxonomy places the organism in Eukaryota, Metazoa, Chordata, Mammalia, Rodentia, Cricetidae. The transcript has 16 exons. The coding region runs from base 263 to 2968 and encodes 901 amino acids. Gene Ontology annotation, cellular component: desmosome; plasma membrane. The record is from RefSeq and is a predicted model, not a curated record. Gene Ontology annotation, molecular function: calcium ion binding.